Fundulus heteroclitus (mummichog) is the source of this 1379-nucleotide messenger RNA. RefSeq names its product protein C1orf43 homolog. Gene Ontology annotation, biological process: phagocytosis. The record is from RefSeq and is a predicted model, not a curated record. The transcript is spliced from 7 exons. The coding region runs from base 272 to 1033 and encodes 253 amino acids. Lineage: Eukaryota; Metazoa; Chordata; Actinopteri; Cyprinodontiformes; Fundulidae.
UGUUGUUAUUACACACUGUCGUCGGCAUCCUGUCAACUCAAAGCUAGCUCAAGCUAAAACUGGCACUGGAAAUCCUCGAAAGCUAUGAGAGGGAUGUGUUAUGUUAUUAUAUUAUAUGAAGUUCCAUAGAAAAAUCAUCCCGGUGCAGAGAUGUAAGAAAAAAAGCAGUGUGAGCUGCGGUGACGGGUUUUAGGAUUUUAAAUCGAACCUGCUCUUAGCUAUCGAGCUAAUGUAGCCACGAUCGUUGAACUUGUCGAAGUUUCCAUACAGGAUGGCAGAUUCAUCGCCUCUGUCCGGGGUCAAUGUUGUUUUGGUCAUGGCUUAUGGCAGCUUGGUGUUCGUGCUGCUGUUUAUCUUCGUCAAAAGGCAAAUCAUGCGUUUUGCGAUGAGAUCCCGCCGUGGACCACACGCACCUAUUGGCCACAAUGCGCCGAAGGGUCUGCGGGAAAACAUCGACUCCAAGCUUUCCAAGGUCCAGGAGAUCCGCUUCGAGCCUCGGCUCUUAUCAGAGGGGGAUGACAGACUCAGGCGGGGACCACAGAUGAGUUGCUACAACUAUCUGUACCGAAUGAAAGCCCUGGAUGCCAUUCGUGACUCAGGAAUACCUCUGCAGGAGAUAAGUGGCACUCCCAGCGCGUUCACAGGACGCAGCUUCAGGAGCUGGCUGGUGGAGCUGCGCAAUUCCCACUCCUUGAUCAAGAGCAGCCGGAGCGCGCUCAUCGAUCGCCUACUUGAAGGAUACGACAGCGCCCGGCAUGGAACUGGGGUGUUCGGCGAGGCAGAGUUUCUGGAAUACCAGCAAGCGCUCGAUGAACUGGUUGAUGUUGUGAAGGCCUACUCCAGCACCACCAGCCUGGACCAGCAGCACCAGUCUGCAGCCAAAGACCUGACGGGCUCCCCCGUCCGCAGCACUCCCUCCACCAUCCAGGUCACCUACCUGCCCUCCACGGGCCAGCGCAGCAAGAGGCCCAAACACUUUCUGGAGCUCAAAAGCUUCAAAGACAACUACAACACGCUGGAGAGCACGCUUUGAAACUCGGAGGGGAUGUGUGCGCGACAAUUACCGAAAAUCUGCAAGGCUGUGUUUUAUAGGUGGCGCUUUCAAGUUGAAGACAUUCUGGGAGUUUAUCAGGCUUUCCUGUUAGGACCUAAUUAAUUGUGUUAAGAGGGAAAUCAAGCCCAACCUAAUAUGCAUUUCCUUUUUGAAUAAGUUAUUUAAUGUCUCCAAAAGUCCAACUGUAAAUACAAAUUAGUUUUUUAAUUAUGUGUUUGCACCGAUGUGAAAUAUUUAAGUUCUAACUUAUUGAUGCAGUUUGAUUUGUAUUUAUGUGAGCUGUGGUUAUGUGAUUAAAAAGGUGGAGAACAGGCAAUCACGUUCA